GGGUUUCUCUGUGUAACAGUCCUGGCUGUCCUGGAACUCACUUUGUAGACCAAGCUAACCUUGAACUCACAGAGAUCUGCCUGCCUCUGCCUCCCGAGCACUGGGAUUAAAGGUGUGCGCCACCACUGCCCAGCUCAAGAAAUAACCAAAUACUUCUUAACUACAAGUCUUGUUUAAAUAUAUUAUCACAGGACUCUAAAUGUAAGACUCUAAUACAAAUUACAGUUCUAUUUGUUUGUUUUUGAGACAGGGUCUUACUCUGCAGCUCUAGCUGUCCCAGAACUCUAUGUAGACCAGGCUGGCCUUGAACUCACAAAGAUCUGCCUGAGGCAUCCCAAAUUACAAUUCUUAAACACAUCAUUUUUAGGGGCUUAUUUUUGUAAAAACUAAUAAUUUUAGCUACAGAAUGCUAGUCUGUAAAUAGUGUUACUAUGGUUUUGACAAGAAUACAUUUGCUUUAUAAGGAAAUUGUUUUGUUCACUCAUUGACUCUCUCCUUGUUUGUAUUCAUUGAGGCUCCUUUGAAGAUUUCUCAGAUAAUGUUUUUUUUGGACCUCAUUGACAUCAUUCAGUUGUUUUGGCUACAGUGGCAGUCUAAAGAAAAUUUAUGGAAUCUUUCAACAAAUAAUUGUACUUAGCCAAAGGCACCCUUUGUCAUUAGUGAGAAAGGAAUGAACACAAAUACAUUUAAAAUAAGAUGUAAUAAUAUGUACAAUCAUAGACAAAUAUACAGUAUAACCUAGUGCUGCCCUGAUUCAUUAAAAAUUGCUGAAAAAAAUACUACAUAUGGGUUUGUUCAUGUAAAUGGAAAAAGAUUUCUCCAUGCUUAAGGGAUGGAGUUAUAAUAACCAGUAUUUAGAGAUCACAAUAAAAUGCUUCCAUAAACAUCAUUCACUGCCGUUCAAGCAAACGAGACUAUAAAGUGGUUCACAAGCAAGGAAUCACCUCAAACGUCACACCCUGGUGUUUGCAUCUGACUCACUAAUCUUUUCAAAUGUUAGGUGUUACAUGUGGAGAGAAAUGAAUCAUUUGUUGUUUAAACAAGGGGAGCAGCUGUUAGCCCUGUCCAGUGUGGUCAAACCUUUAAUGACAUCUAUAAAUGGAACAAGAACCACUGAGCUCUCCCCCCUCAGCUGUCAUUAUAGCAGCUGGCAGUACCACCAACUCACUGUGGUAUAAACUAAAAGAAAAGGCCCUUUAUGGAGAGACAGUGUAAAUCUUGAAAAUACGUAAGUCCCUGAUUUGGGAGUGUUUGCUCCUUCAACAAAUACUCAUGGAGCAUCCAUGAAGCCUGGGGCCUGUAUAGACUGAAAACACAGACCUACAACACAAACGUCGGGUCUUCACUGAGCUUACGUUGUGGGGGAACAUUUAAGAACACCAGCCCUUGGAACUUUAGCAUCUCUGUAGCUCUACUGAGUUCAGAGUGUGAUCAUGAUUGUGGAGUAAAGGACUUCAUGGAAGAAAUCUACAAUACCAUCUAGAUACAAGCGAAGGGACCCUUGGGAGAGGUGACGGGGUCUCACAUAGCCCAGGCUGGCCUUGAGUUCACUGUGCAGCUGAUCAUUUUCCUACUCCACCUCGCAGGUGCUGGGAUUACAGGUGUGUGCCACAAUGCCUGGCUGAGUUCUUGAAAUCACGUCUUCAUUCCGUAUGGUGCUCCUUUAUCAUCAGCACCAUAAACUAGACUCCGAUAUCACGUUUUCUUAAACAAGGCCUGCUUUCUAAAUUAUAUAUAAAUAUAUAAUAAAUAUGUACAUACACAUUAGAUGAUGCAGCAGCACAGGCUGAUUUUACUCUCUCUGGGGACAUUUUUCUCAGAGGGUUGCAUCUGUUCUAUUUUUUAACUUUUUAUUUCAUGAAAGGACCUUUUUAGCCUUUAAAGUUACAAAAUAUUCCCAGUAGUCAUAGGUACGUAGGUCUUUUUCCCCAAAGACUUAACUAUUAUUAUUUUACUUUUUUGUAUUAUUGUUUGUCCCUUCAUAUCCUUUGUAUGGCAAGACAGAGUGUGAAUGAAUUUGAUAAUUCAGUAGUAAUUACAGUUUUCCUACCUAAAAAUAAAGAUAAUUUAGAAUAUUUUAGAAAAUUAAGUUUCUCUGCAUUUGUUAUUUCAGUUAUGAUGGAGGUAUAUUUAAAAGGUUAUCUAAAACUAUUAAGUACAUAAACAUCUUAAUGUUUCCUCCUUGAAAAAGAAAAUUCUGAGUAGAAAAUAACAUUUUGCAUUUUAACAUUUUAAACCAUUGGACUCAUAGCUUAUGAGAAUUGAAAUGAACUCACCUCAUAUUCUUGACCUUGGCAUCAUUAAUUCAGACAGCCAAGUAGCUUGCCACUAGGCCAUUUUUAGAGGAGUGACUCAUUUUUAUGAUCCAUUUUUCUGUUAUUUCAGUAAGCACUUUCUUGUGGAUGCCCUUUAUUAACAUAUAUUCCAAGGCUUUCUAUAUUUCAAAGCUUUCCACUUCACCUGAAUGUCUUGUUUCCUAGCAGUUUCCUUAGUGACCAGAAGUCCCAGUUGUUACUUUCAAUCUCAGACAGCUGAACAAGUCUCCUUUCCAAACCAGCUCUCCUAAAUUCCCGUCCUUAGAGCUGGAGUCUAUAUUUAGCCGGUGGGAUUAAAUUGCAGAGGCUUCAGACCGCGCAGAGCACACCGAUCCGCCUUUUUACAGCUAGACCUGUGUGCAGCAAGGAGCGAAGACCCUCAGUGUCCCCUUCCUUACCCAGGUUCCUCACAGAAUGGAUUCCCAGCGGGAGCUUGCAGAGGAACUCCGGCUUUACCAAUCCACCCUUCUUCAGGAUGGUCUAAAAGAUCUCCUGGAAGAGAAAAAAUUCAUCGAUUGCACCUUAAAAGCAGGUGACAAAAGUCUUCCUUGCCACAGACUGAUACUGUCUGCUUGUAGUCCUUACUUCCGUGAGUAUUUUUUGUCUGAAAUUGAGGAGGAGAAAAAAAAGGAGGUAGUGCUAGAUAACGUGGAUCCUGCUAUCCUGGAUUUGAUCAUCAAAUAUCUGUACUCUGCCAGUAUCGAUCUCAAUGACGGAAAUGUGCAAGACAUCUUCGCCCUGUCCAGCCGCUUCCAGAUCCCCUCAGUCUUCACUGUCUGUGUGUCUUACCUUCAGAAAAGACUGGCUCCCGGCAACUGUCUGGCCAUCCUAAGGUUGGGGCUUCUUCUCGACUGCCCGAGACUCGCCAUUUCUGCCCGGGAGUUUGUGUCAGAUCGCUUUGUGCAGAUUUGUAAGGAGGAAGACUUCAUGCAGCUGUCUCCGCAGGAACUGAUCUCGGUCAUUUCAAAUGACAGUCUCAAUGUAGAAAAGGAGGAAGUAGUGUUUGAGGCCGUGAUGAAAUGGGUGCGGACAGACAAAGAAAACAGGGCGAAAAGUCUCAGUGAAGUGUUUGAUUGUAUUCGUUUUCGCCUUAUGGCAGAAAAAUACUUCAAAGAUCAUGUCGAGAAGGAUGACAUAAUUAAAAGCAACCCAGAAGUCCAGAAAAAAAUCAAAGUUCUAAAAGAUGCUUUUGCAGGCAAACUCCCGGAACCUAGCAAAAAUGCGGAGAAGGCAGGGACAGGCGAGGUGAACGGCGAUGUUGGUGACGAAGACUUGCUUCCUGGUUACCUGAAUGAUAUUCCCAGACAUGGCAUGUUCGUUAAAGAUCUCAUCCUCUUGGUCAAUGACACAGCUGCUGUGGCUUACGACCCCACGGAAAACGAAUGUUACCUUACAGCCCUAGCAGAGCAGAUCCCCAGAAAUCAUUCCAGUAUUGUUACCCAACAAAAUCAGGUCUACGUGGUGGGAGGACUGUAUGUGGAUGAAGAAAACAAAGAUCAGCCCUUACAGUCAUACUUCUUCCAGCUUGAUAGCAUAACAUCUGAGUGGGUCGGACUUCCACCUCUACCAUCAGCCAGGUGUCUCUUUGGUCUGGGAGAGGUGGACGACAAAAUCUAUGUGGUUGCCGGCAAAGACCUUCAGACAGAGGCUUCCCUAGACUCCGUCUUAUGCUAUGAUCCUGUGGCUGCAAAAUGGAGUGAAGUGAAAAAUCUUCCUAUUAAAGUUUAUGGCCAUAAUGUGAUCUCACAUAAUGGGAUGAUAUACUGUCUAGGCGGGAAGACAGAUGACAAAAAGUGUACAAACAGGGUGUUUAUCUACAACCCAAAAAAGGGAGACUGGAAAGAUCUGGCUCCGAUGAAGACCCCUCGUUCCAUGUUUGGAGUGGCGAUCCAUAAAGGCAAAAUUGUAAUCGCGGGAGGGGUCACCGAGGAUGGUCUUUCAGCAUCGGUUGAAGCGUUCGACCUCAAGACCAAUAAAUGGGAAGUGAUGACAGAAUUUCCUCAAGAAAGAAGCUCCAUCAGUCUCGUGAGCCUGGCUGGAUCCUUGUAUGCCAUCGGCGGUUUCGCGAUGGUUCAACUGGAAUCCAAAGAGUUUGCGCCCACUGAAGUCAAUGACAUAUGGAAGUAUGAAGAUGAUAAAAAAGAAUGGGCUGGGAUGUUGAAGGAAAUACGUUACGCUUCCGGAGCUAGUUGCCUAGCAACACGCUUAAAUCUGUUCAAACUGUCUAAACUAUAAACAAGGUCACAAAAACAAGAGGGCUAUAAUUUAUUGUCUUUCUUUAAGCCUGUACAAUGAUUCAUGUAGAGUCUCUAUGUAGCAGAAUCUCAGUCACGGCUUUUUCCAGUGCUGAGUAUAAAGUAUAAAACCAUUUGCUAAGAACUUUAGUAUUCAGUUGAACAAUGUACUUUUGUUAAACUUUACUCAAAAGAAGUGAGCUUUCUAAAUCUAAGCUGUUUACUCAUCCUUUGUAUUCUUAAGGUACAUUUACACUUGUUUUCUAUUAUCUAUGAAAUGCAUAUGUCUACAUUCUAAAGAAAUGUUUGAAUAACAGAAACCUUUCUCAUGUUUUGAGCUAUGAUAGGAAUCUUGUGCAUUAUAAUGAAGAUGGUUGGAAAUGCUGUUUAAGAAGUAUAAUAAAUGAGUCUCAUCUGAAGGGGAAAACGUCUAAUCAAAUCCAAAUGGCCUCCCACCACCCCUUUUAAAUUUUUUAUUUAUGUGUGUGGGUGUUUUGCCUGGGUGUACGUCUGUGCACCACCACAUGCCUGUCUGGUGCCCAAGGAGACCAGAGGGCUUUGGAUCCCCAGGGACUGGAGUUAGAGGUGGUUGUGAGCUGCCAUGUGGGUGCUGGGAACCAAUCCCAGGUCCUCUGGAAGAACAGGAAGUGCUCUCGACUGCUGAGCCAUCUCUCCAGUCCCUUUCUUCUUUUUGUGACCCUGGCAUAUUAUUUCCAAAUGAAAAUGUAAUGUUUUUGUGUGUAUCUGCAGGCAGUGUGUGCGUGCUUGCACGUGCCACAGUGCACAUGUGAAGGUCAGAGGGCAAGCUCAAGUGUCAGCCUUCACUUCCCACCAAACUAGAGCCAUGGUCUCUUUGCUGCUGUUCCACUGCGGACGUCAAGCUGACUUGUCUGCAAGUUUCUGGGUACACUCCUUUCUGCAUCCCGCCUUCCUGUAGGGGCACGCACGCUACACGCCAGUCUUUCUUUGUGGGUUCCAGGGACUUGAACUCUAGUUCUUAGCUUUUGAGGCAAGCAUGUUUACCUGCUGAUCCAUCUCUCCAGCCCCAAAUAUAAAAUGCUUACAUUAAAAAGCCAAUAAAUCGUAGCCUUCACAACAUUAAGCACAGUAGCUGUAAUGGGGGGGUGACCUUUAAACUUCUGGGGCAGAUGAUGUGAGGAAGGGCAGGUCAUCACUGGUUCAUUUUUAGCUUUAUAUGCCAUAGAAGGGCUCCAUAUUUGCUAGAUCCCCAACAGCAGGAGAGGCAACUGAGCCAGGUGUGGUGGACAUGUCUGAAAGCCUCUUCAGAGGCUUGGGAAACACAGUGAGACUCCAUCUGCAGGGUCCUAAGGCCCCACACUCACUCUUGUGUGUGUGUGUGUGUGUGUGUGUGUGUGUGUGUGUGUGUGUGUGUGUGUGUCUAGAGACUCCUCAGUCUACCGUAAGCCUCAGAUUCAACAAUGUGAGUCACGAACCGAUCACCGCCUGGGUCCUACCACACAUCUGUGUAUGGAUGGACUUUCACAGGCCUCUUUUGCUGGCUCUUCUUUCUGGUUUCUUCAUGCUGGAGUGCCUGAGGGGACAGUCCCACAUCUCCCCUCCAUUCACACUCUUCUCCAAUAGCAGCUUAAAGUGAUUUCAUGUAGUCUCAUGGUGCCAAAUUCCAAUGACGACUUCACACUUCUUUCUGAAGCCUAGACCUCUCUGACCUCCAAACUCACUGAGAGGUCAUCUGCACUUGGGUGCUGAUAAAGUGUCCUAAACUCAACACAUCUGAGCAAAUUCAGGAUUGUCCCAACACCAGCCCCACACCCCACCUUCUCUUCCCAUAGACCCCCAUCUCGGUGAAAGGAAUGGGUCUGUGUCACACCCUCUCACCCAAGGCUCAGGGAUGAAGGGGCGGAAAACUGUAAGAGCCAGACAGUGUCUUCUGGAGUAACAGGCACUUGCACUCGUGAACUCCCAACAGCUAUUGUUGCCCACACAAGACAAGCCGCACAAGAUCAAGCUGGUCAACAUUCAAGCAUGGAUAAUGGGGCUCACCAGGCCCACUCCUAGUUUAGAAGACACAGCAGUUGCAGGGGAGCAAGUCCGCUUUCUUCAGGGCCAGGCCUCUGCCCAUGUGCAUGCAGCGACCCUAAAUGCACUCACUAGGUUACAUAUACAAACGUUUAGAGAAAGAAGGGGAAGGACUCGAAGUUGGAACAGGGACGGGAAGAGGGACAC
Molecule: messenger RNA, 6754 nt
Organism: Peromyscus californicus insignis
Lineage: Eukaryota; Metazoa; Chordata; Mammalia; Rodentia; Cricetidae
Gene: Klhl41
Product: kelch like family member 41
Exons: 6
Coding region: 2730-4550 (606 amino acids)
Molecular function (GO): protein binding
Source: RefSeq, a predicted model, not a curated record